UUCCACUCCCCAGCCGGUCGGUGGCGGCGGGACCACAACCGCUGUGCAGACCCCCGAGAGCUGGAGAUUGCGAACGCACCUUCCCUGCGCCCGAGAGCCGCUGUGCCUCCGCCGCUGCAACUCCACUCGCCCAGCUUCCCAGCCUCGCCAGCUCUCUCGCGUGUCUGCUAUCGGGACCGAGGUUCCCAGGCUGCACCAAGCACCCUGCAACUCCGGCACCUCUCUCGGAAAAGACACCGAGAUGGACGGGCCUGGGACUGUGCACCGCCCGCUCCCCUCUCCCAGUUCUGAAAUUCCCCGCCGCGGGCGUCCCGGGGCGGGGGGGCGGGCCGGGCUCCAGGCCUCCGUGAGGUCACCGAGCGCGGGAGCCAAUCCCGGGUGUCUAAGUAGGCGGGGCCCCCGUCGGGUCCAGAGAACCGAACCCGAGAGAGAGAGGAUGGGGCCCCCAAGGGUUUAGGGGGGAGGGGAAAAGCCAUGGGGGCACCCCCCCGAACCCCUUUUCCAGGAGCGCGGUCUCCGCUGGAGGCGACACACAGAGACAUUUUCCCGGGGAUCUUAAGUGUGGGGGCGGUCAACUGGGGGGCUCGCCCGAACCCAACGCCCGAGGCUCGGAAAAGAGUUGACGGAGGGAGCGGACGACGUGCUGGGCCAUGGCCUAGGCCCUACGGCCCGGGCCCCGGCCGCAAUGACCUCUUUGCCCUGCCCCCUCCUCGGCCGGGACGCCUCCAGAGCAACCUUCCCAGACCUCGCCCCCGCCCGGUCGGUAGUGGCUGCCUAUCCGCUUGGCCUGCCCUCAGCAACCGCAGCCGCCUCCGAUUUGUCCUACCCUGGGCCGUAUGGCCACCUCCUGCCCUACCCCUACACCGGCCCAGCGACCCCCGGAGACUCCUACCUGCCCUGCCAGCAAGCCGCGGCGCCCUCUCAGCCCCUACGCGGCACCGCCGGGCACCCGCAAGAGCGGGAGGCAGACUUGGAGAAGCUGCAGCUGUCUCCAGAGCCCUCGGAGCGGCGCCCGCAGGUCCCAGCCAAGAAGCUGCGCAAGCCAAGGACCAUCUACUCCAGCCUGCAGCUGCAGCACCUGAACCAGCGUUUCCAGCACACGCAGUACCUGGCGCUGCCCGAGAGGGCUCAGCUGGCCGCACAGCUCGGCCUCACCCAAACUCAGGUAAAGAUCUGGUUUCAGAACAAGCGCUCCAAAUACAAGAAACUCCUGAAGCAAAACUCUGGGGGACAGGAAGGAGACUUUGCCGCGGGACCCUCCCCCCUGUCUCCUUGUUCCCCACCCCUUUCAUCCCUGUGGGAUCUACCCAAGGCAGGGGCACUGCCUACCGGUGGCUAUGGCAACAGCUUUGGAGCCUGGUAUCAGCAUCACUCCCCAGAUGUCCUGGCUACGCCUCAGAUGAUGUGACUCUGGGAAGGGCCGGUCAGUCCCAGCCCUCCUACGAAGCCCUUCUGGGCUGGGAGGGAACCAGCUCCAGAUGGAUUUUCUGGGGAGGACAAGGAGCUAAAGGAGAAAAAUUGACGGGGUGGAGUCCUAUUCCACUUACCCCUAAGCCAAAGAGCUAAAUCAAAGACUUUGACCUUAACCACUGCCCUCCACCACCACCAUGGACUGGACAGCCUCUCUCCAACUAAACAAAGGCUCUGGAGAGAGAGAGUCCUUGGUUGGAGUUUAAACUCCUCCCAGGACCCGUAGCCUUGCCACCCCCCUGAAAGGACUGCAGCCUACCAGAGCCUGGAAUCAAAACCAGGAAGAAACCUUCAGUAUUUUUUCUCUAUAUAUGCUUCAGGUGAGCUGGGCGGGGGUUGAGCAAGGCCAACCCAUUUGUGAGCAGAAGCUGAAGGAAGCAUCCGGAAUCUUCAAAGUUGACCAGUAUUGGGUCUCAUCCACCAAUUUUUCCUAAGGAUUAGCACAUUACUCCUAUAACUGAUACACCCUAUUCACCAUCCUGUGAGGUAGACAGGAUGUGAGAAAUGUGGCAAUAUGGACCUAUGGGUAAUUUAUGUUCCCCUCCUAAAACAGCCCUCUUUUCCAUAUGUGUAUCUACUUUGAGUAGAUGGUGGAUCCAGUUACUCAUACAAUUCAAUGGUGUUUGAGAGCUUAUUCCCUCCUAUUCCCCACCCCUAAUACUUAACCAAAAAAACCCUGGUAGUGCAAUGGUUAAGUGCUCUGCUGCCAACUAAAAGGGCAGUGGUUUGAACCUACCAGCUGCUGCACAGGAGAAGAGACCUGGCAAUCAGCUCCUAUGAAGAUUGUAGCCGAGGAAACUCUGUGGGGCAGUUCUACUCUGUAGCAUAGGGUUGCUAUGAGUCAGAAUCGACUCAACAGCACACAACAACAACAAUAUUUAACAAACCCACAUGCACACACAUUCCAGAACCCAGUAGGGUAACCUUAGAGGAAGUGGAGAUGAACAAGCUCUCUGGAUAAGUGCAGGUAUAGACACCACCAGAUGGUUGGGGGUAGCCCUGGCAAUUUAGCUCCUCACAACUGUCUGGGGCCAAAGGAACAAACAGUUUGUAUUUAUAAACGUUCCUAGGGCCUGAGGGCUUUGGUUUGAUGCCCUCCAGCCAAUCUGACUAGUAUCCUCUGAACUUUCACAAUCCCCCACACCAUGAACUUCCAAAGAUUAAAGUUUGUA
Molecule: messenger RNA, 2642 nt
Organism: Loxodonta africana (African savanna elephant)
Lineage: Eukaryota; Metazoa; Chordata; Mammalia; Proboscidea; Elephantidae
Gene: DLX4
Product: distal-less homeobox 4
Exons: 3
Coding region: 686-1408 (240 amino acids)
Biological process (GO): negative regulation of transcription by RNA polymerase II; embryo development; cell differentiation
Molecular function (GO): DNA-binding transcription factor activity, RNA polymerase II-specific; RNA polymerase II cis-regulatory region sequence-specific DNA binding
Source: RefSeq, a predicted model, not a curated record